UUCCUCAUAAUUCAAGAGUUGUCAGUAGGGCUAAACUCGUAAACAACAAACAAAAUAGAGAGUUUAAUCAAACCACAGAGCGUGUUCCAGGUUACCAUGGAAACAGCGACGGCUUCCAUCGUCCUGUUUACCAGGAAGAGGCGGAGUGUCUUCCUUUCUCUAGUUCUGUUGUUUUUAGGCAGAAGAUGGAGCUCCCGGAGACCAUCAGAAAGCGCUUAGAUGACUUUUCUCGCAAUAUCUUAUUUGACCAGAGUCGAAUUGUGACGUUCACCGAAGAAAACGACGGAUUCUUGCCUCACGAGAAACCAGUUCUGUCCAGCCUCCAGCUGCAGAUGUCGCUGUAUUUUAACAUGUGGUUCUUCCCCUGUUGGUGGAUCAGUGAAACUGUUAUGCUGCAUCUCAAGUACCCCGCCUUGCCAGAAUACUACAAGUUCAUCCUUGUGACUAUUCUGCUGCUCAUGACUCUGAUUGAGGCCAUCAGACUUUAUCUCGGAUAUGCUGGGAACCUGCAAGAAAAGGUUCCGGAGUUGGCAGGCUUUUGGUUGCUCACCACCCUCCUGCAGCUUCCCCUCAUCCUCUUCCAGCUGUUUAAUGAAGCCAUUCUCAUCCAGCCUCUGGAGAGGGGCGUCCACAUAGUGCUCAUCGUAUUUAUUCUCAUACAGGCUGCCUCCGGGUUUGCAGCGCUGCGGAACAUGGUUAGACACACAGGGAGCCAGUUUCAUCUCCAACAGUUUGACUGACUUCGGAGGCUCAGACAUCCACGUCUGUUCUGGUGUGCAAUGAGUCACAAGGACGCCUUCUUUCUGCACAUUUCUCAAACACUAAGGGUGAUGUAAAAAAAAAAGGACAUAACACGUGUCAUGUGGUUGAUAUUUUCAUAUGAUUUAUAUUUAAAUAAAAAUAUUUAUUUUUGUAUUUUAUUCACAUCUGGUUGUAUUUUCUUUAUGUAUUAUUGACGGAAUUAGUUCUAGGUCCAAAAUCCUUCUAAUUUUGGUACUGGCAUCACCAGUAACUUCGAAAAGCAAAAAUAUUUAAUGAAUUCAGGAUUAAUUUAAUAUUCUGUUUCCAGGCAGUAUUCCUUAUCACUCU
Molecule: messenger RNA, 1089 nt
Organism: Poecilia latipinna (sailfin molly)
Lineage: Eukaryota; Metazoa; Chordata; Actinopteri; Cyprinodontiformes; Poeciliidae
Gene: tmem17
Product: transmembrane protein 17
Exons: 5
Coding region: 186-740 (184 amino acids)
Biological process (GO): non-motile cilium assembly
Cellular component (GO): ciliary transition zone
Source: RefSeq, a predicted model, not a curated record